CUCUGGUCUUCCUCAAUGAUUCCGUCCAGGUGGUUGACGCCGCUGUUCUUAAAAGGUAAAAAAGGUAAUCUCAAAUUAUCUGACAUCUAUGAUUGCCCCACUGUGGACUCAUCAGAAAAGAUUGGAGAAACGAUGCAAAGAGAAUGGGAAAAGGAACUUCGAAAAUUAAAAGAUGGAAAACAGCCUAGUCUUGUAAAAGCAACAAUUCGAAGUUUCGGAUUAUAUUAUUGCUUGAAUGGAUUUUUCACCCUUAUUGAAGAAUGCUUCAUACACGUCAUGCAGCCAAUCCUAUUAGGAUAUCUAAUUGAACAUUUUGCGAGAAUGAAGGUUGUGACGAAGCAAGACCUGUAUUUCUAUACUGCUUGUGUUUGUCUUUUAGCUGCAAUGUUCGUAUUCACGCAUCAUCGAUAUUUCUUUGGUGCACAGCGUAUUGGUAUGAGAUUGCGAAUAGCAUGCUGCUCUCUAGUAUACAGAAAGGCUCUGAAGCUUAGCCAGGCAGCGCUGAGUAGGACAACGGUUGGACAAAUGGUGAACUUAUUGUCAAAUGAUGUUAACAGAUUUGAUCAGUCUGUCGUAUAUCUUCCUUACCUGGUGGCAGGACCCAUCCAAACUGCGAUAAUCAUUGGUGUACUCUGGUACCACAUCGGCUAUGCUAGUCUAGCUGGAAUAUCUGUCCUUCUAUUAUACAUUCCAUUUCAAGGCUUGAUGGGAAAACUAUUUUCCAAACUCAGACUGAAGACAGCAGUGCUCACCGAUGAAAGGAUUCGAUUAAUGAACGAGAUCAUCAGUGGAAUGCGAGUUAUUAAGAUGUACGGUUGGGAAAUACCCUUCGCCAGUUUAGUAGACUUAAGUCGCAGGAAGGAAGUGAAAAAAAUCCGCCGCACUGCUAUCUUGAGAGGUGUGAACUUGGCUAUGUUUUUCAUAUCAUCCAAAGUGAUCUUGCUGAUAUCAUUCGUGGUCUUCGUUCUAGGAGUUAAAGGUGAUCUAACCCCUGAAAAAGUCUUCGUCUGCAUGUCCCUCUUCAAUAACCUCCGUGUAGCCAUGACGUUGUUUUUUCCAUAUGCCAUCGCUCAAGGUGCCGAAUCUAUAAUCUCCCUAAAGCGAAUACAGAAAUUUCUGCUUUUGGAAGAACAGCAAGAAACAGCACUACUGGAUGUGUCCAAUUUGCGCCCUAAACUCAAUCAAUGUGGAAUAUGGAUGCAGAAAGUCGUUGCUUCAUGGAACAAAGACGGUGAAUCAACACUGAAAAAUGUGACUCUGUCCGUAAAACCUGGUGAACUCCUGGCUGUCGUCGGACCUGUUGGCUGUGGAAAAACUUCUUUAUUGAUGUCUAUAUUGGGAGAACUCCCUAUUGUUUCCGGAGAAGUUAAAGUUCGGGGAAAGGUGGCAUACGCAUCUCAAGAACCGUGGGUAUUCGGAGGUAGCGUCAAACAAAACGUGAUCUUCGGCAGCACUUUUGAUGAGAACAGAUACAAAACUGUUCUGACUGUCUGCGCCUUAGAUAAGGAUAUCGAACAAUUUCCGUACGGAGAUCAGACUGCGGUUGGUGAGAGAGGAGUCAGUUUAAGUGGUGGGCAGAAAGCUCGAGUUAAUCUUGCGAGAGCUAUGUACUUCGAUGCUGAUAUCUUUCUUUUGGAUGACCCUUUGAGUGCAGUUGAUUCAUCAGUAUCCAAACACCUUUUCGAAAAGUGCAUCAAUGGUUAUCUAAAGGACAAAGUGAGGAUUCUGGCUACCCAUCAAAUCCAGUUUCUAAAAGGUGCUUCCCAAAUUCUCGUCUUAAAAGAGGGACGUUGUUUGGCUUUAGGCACUUACGAUCAAUUGACUGAAGCUGGAGUAGAUCUAGGGUCCUUAAUGGAAGAUUACGAACAGGAACGUCGUCAGCGUUUAGCCUCCAUGACCUCGACUGCUAGUAGUAUUUCAAUGGUUGAUGAGCUGACAGAUGGCACCACUCCCAUACCUAUGUACGAAUCCACACUUUCCAUAAGUUCUUCUGUAGGGGAAGACUACGAUGAGAUAGAAGGGGAAAAAAUGAAAGAUAAAGCCCCUAAAGCGACUGAAGAAAUAAAAUCUACUGGAUCCGUGAAAUUCAAAGUAUACAAAGAAUACGUGAAAUCUGGAGCUGGACUCUUUCACCGUCUUCUGCUGUUGAUAUCAUACAUCGCCACUCAAGCACUCUUCAAUGGCAGUGAUUUCUGGCUUACUGCUUGGACAAAUCAAGAACAAAGAAAAUACAAUAUAAAAGAUUGUUGGGCUAAUGCAAAUAAAACUUUUCUCAACGAAACUGGCUACUAUAACGAUACUUAUGGCAUACUGGAUCGGGAUUUGUUCAGGUUAACUAUUGCCAAUGUCAGCGAUGAUUGUUUCGAACUCACCCAAAAUUAUCUUGAAGACCUAAGGGAUGCUACAGAGAAAGUCGAUAUGCACAAGAAUCUGUACGUGUACGCCGGUCUUGUCCUCACCGUAUUUCUGCUUUCACUGGUGAGAACAACUUCUUUUUUUCAGAUGUGUAUGAAAGCGUCUAUUACAUUGCACAACAAAAUGUUCCGAUGCGUUCUCAGAUCGCCGGUUUCAUUCUUCGACAGUAAUCCAGUAGGCAACAUUCUUAAUCGAGCUUCACGAGAUCUGGGCUUGAUCGAUGAUGUGCUUCCUCCCACAGCUUCUGACUUCAUCGAGAUUUUCUGCAAUUUAUUUGGCAUCAUCUGUGUCGUCGCCAUCGUGGAGCCCUGGCUUCUUCUACCAACUUUUAUCAUUAGCACUAUGUUUGUCUUUUUACGGAGGUUUUAUUUGCCCACAGCUAGAGAUGUCAAACGAUAUGAAGGGAUUACUAGAAGUCCUGUAUUUUCUCAUUUGAGCACUUCUUUGUAUGGCUUGACCACAAUCCGAGCGUUCAAAGUGCAGCAGUCGUUCGAGGUGAGUUUCGACCAUUACCAAGAUCGACAUACCGCCACCUGGUUCAUGUUCAUCUCUGUGACCCGUUGGUUUGGUAUCGUCCUGGACUGGUUAUGUGUGCUGUACAUAACUUCUGUCACAGUUUCUAUGGUGCUACUUUCGGAAGAUCCUUCUUAUGCAAGUAAAGCUGGUCUAGCUAUUGCUUCGGCUCUGCAGUUGAGUGGCAGUUUCCAGUGGGGAGUUAGACAGUCUGCGGAAGUUGAAAGUCAAAUGACUUCUGUUGAGAGAGUGAUCGAAUACAGUAAUCUGGACUCAGAAGCUGCUCUAGAGAGCGAGAAAGACAAGAAGCCUCCAAAAGACUGGCCUGGCAAGGGUUACAUUGUUUAUCACAACGUUAAUCUCAGGUAUUCCCCUAACGAGCCACCAGUUCUCAAGAACCUCAACUUCGAAAUCUAUCCGGAAGAAAAGAUUGGUAUCGUCGGCAGGACAGGAGCAGGGAAAAGUUCGAUGAUCGCCACAUUGUUUAGGAUGACGGAACCAGAAGGAGAGGUGAAAAUCGAUGGCAUUUGUACCAAAGAUAUUGGUCUGCACGAUCUACGAAAGAAGAUCUCAAUUAUUCCACAGGAUCCUGUUCUGUUUACUGGUCCUGUGCGGAGAAACCUAGAUCCCUUUGGCGAACACACGGAUGAUGAAUUAUGGCAAGCUUUGGAGGAGGCAUAUUUGAAAGAAGCAAUAGAGGAAAUGCCUGGUGGACUAGAUACAGAAGUUUCCGAAGGUGGUGGUAAUUUUAGCGUUGGACAACGGCAGCUCAUUUGCCUUGCUAGGGCAAUUCUCAGAAGAAAUAGAAUUCUAGUCUUAGAUGAAGCUACAGCGAAUGUAGAUCCUAACACUGAUAGUUUGAUCCAGGAAACUAUUCGAGAUCGUUUUGCUCACUGUACUGUCCUGACCAUAGCCCACCGACUUCACACUAUAAUGGACUCAGACAGAGUUUUAGUUCUGGAUGCAGGUGAAGUGAAAGAGUUUGAUGAGCCAUAUACUCUGCUGCAGAACCGCAACAGCUUGUUCUCGCACAUGGUCCAAAUGACUGGGCCAGGUAUGGCGCAACAGCUCAGAGAAGUUGCUCGUGUUGCCCAUCUGAAGGGCACUGGGAUGAAGAAAGAUACUGGAGGUAGCGUAUUUGGAGGUCCUGGUGGUGAUGAUAUUGUAGAAAUGAAUGGUACAGCCCCUGCAAUAAGACGAGUUGCCAAUGGGGUUGGAUUAAAUGUGCCCGAAGUGCAAAGUAGUGAUGUAUAUGAAAAUACAGAGAUGACAUACUUAUAGCAUCACGUUGAGUCAUUCCAUGUGGAACUUGUAAAUAAAUACAUUUUAUCAUACCGGUUAAUGAAUUACGCAGAAGAAACUUUUUAUUUUUUUGCAUUAGAAUAGUGCUUUGUUUUAUGGAAAGUGGUUAAAUAAAAUUAUUUUUGUUAAAA
Molecule: messenger RNA, 4361 nt
Organism: Stegodyphus dumicola
Lineage: Eukaryota; Metazoa; Arthropoda; Arachnida; Araneae; Eresidae
Product: ATP-binding cassette sub-family C member 4-like
Biological process (GO): transmembrane transport
Cellular component (GO): membrane
Molecular function (GO): ABC-type transporter activity; ATP binding; ATP hydrolysis activity
Source: RefSeq, a predicted model, not a curated record